Molecule: messenger RNA, 495 nt
Organism: Galendromus occidentalis (western predatory mite)
Lineage: Eukaryota; Metazoa; Arthropoda; Arachnida; Mesostigmata; Phytoseiidae
Product: fructokinase-like
Exons: 1
Molecular function (GO): hexokinase activity
Source: RefSeq, a predicted model, not a curated record
AUGGCAGAUUAUCGUCUCGGAAUCGAUUUUGGUGGCACUAAAAUCGAAAUCGCGGUGCUCGACCACGCCGGUCGUCUUCUCCUGCGUGAGCGGGUUCCCAACCCGGGUAUCUAUGAUCGUGCGGUCGUCGCUGUCAGAGAUUUUGUGCUGGGCAUAGAAACCCGCCUUGAUGCGGCACCGUUCCAAAAUCCGGUUGCCGGUAAAGCGACGACGUCACUCGGUAUCGGAAUACCUGGUGCGAUCUCACCGGAAACGGGCCUCGUUAAAAAUGCCAAUGCGACGUGGCUCAACAAUAAGCCUUUUGGCCGCGACCUCGAUACGGCCCUCCAGCGGUCCGUAAGAGUCGAAAACGACGCCAAUUGCUUUGCACUAUCGGAAGCAUCGGAUGGCGCGGCUGCUGGGCAGAGCGUGGUGUUCGGCGUCAUUAUCGGCACAGGGAUGGGGCGCGGCAUUGCCAUGAUGGCAAGCUUAUGGCUGGCAGGCACUCCAUUGCAG